CAAGUGGAGUAGGAGGGUAUUGAAAAACUCGAUCGAGUGGGCAUAAUGGGGGUCUGGCGCAGAUUGGGUACGAUAACGAAAGCUCAAGGCUUGUAUUCGACGACGACGUUCUCAUCGUCAUGGUCGAUCCCUCUCGGUCUCGGUCGCCCGCUGUCUUCUGCAGCCAAUGUAAACGCGCAGGCUGAAAUAAUGAACGGAAAGCCAAUCGCCAAAGACAUAAGGUCCAGAGUAGCUGCUGAAAUAUGCAGACUGAAGGCUGCCACAGGAAGACUGCCCGGAUUGGCGGUUGUUUUGGUGGGUAACAGAAAGGAUUCACACAAUUAUGUCAAUCUCAAGUUAAAAGCUUGUAAUCAAGUCGGAAUAGUGACUUCUAUUGUUCAGCUGCCCCAAGACUGUACUCAAGAUCGACUUAUUGAUGUCGUUUCAUCUUUUAACCGGAACCCCUCGGUGCAUGGUAUAAUUGUGCAGCUCCCUCUUCCACAGCAUUUAGACGAGGAAAAGAUUAUAAAUUUUGUUAGUCCAGAAAAAGAUGUGGAUGGGUUUCAUCCCCUCAACAUGGGGAAUCUUGCCAUGCGGGGAAGGGAACCCUUAUUUAUCCCUUGUGCCCCCAAGGCUUGCAUUGAAUUGUUGCUCCGAUAUGGUGUGGAGAUUAUUGGGAAGAAUGCAGUGGUUAUAGGGAGAAGCAAGAUUGUUGGGUUAUCAACUUCGUUGCUAUUGCAGAGGCACCACGCUACCGUUAGCACUUUGCAUUCCUUCACCAAGAGUCCAGAAGAAAUUACUCGUCACGCUGAUGUUGUCAUCUCAGAUGUUGGGACUCCAAACUUGGUCCAACCGGACUGGCUGAAGCCAGGAGCAGUUGUAGUUGAUAUGGGGACGAAUCCAGUUAAGGAUCCCAGUAGCCGUCACGGUUUUCGUAUUACAGGAGAUGUUUGCUAUACAGAGGCAAUCAAGGUGGUGUCAGCCAUAACUCCCGUUCCAGGAGGAGUAGGACCUGUUGUAAUCUCAAUGCUCCUUUCUAACACCCUUGACUCUGCCAAAAGAGCUUACGGAUUGACUUGACCUUGUGGAAUAUGGGACUGGAAAGUGACGGGGUGAUUAAAGCUGCACAUGUAUAGCUCAUCUAGCUCAUCUGGCUGUUGAUUUUCACAACAGCCCGUUACUUUCCAACAAUCAAUAAUUCAAUAUGACGAUUAUGUCAUUAGAGUGAUCUCUUUUCUUUCAUUUUGGCAAAGGCGAAUCUAAGCUUUAGGUUUCGUCUCGUCUGACGAGCUCUUUGGCUCCAGUUGAGGCCGAUUUCUUAGAGAUCGCGGCUCUUCUAUGUUCAACUCGUUGGUUGUAGUUUGUUUAUGCGGUCAAUUUUGGAAGAAAGUUUUUUUUUUCGAUGAA
This is a messenger RNA of Fragaria vesca subsp. vesca, 1386 nucleotides long. Its product is annotated as c-1-tetrahydrofolate synthase, cytoplasmic-like. The record is from RefSeq and is a predicted model, not a curated record. Lineage: Eukaryota; Viridiplantae; Streptophyta; Magnoliopsida; Rosales; Rosaceae. Gene Ontology annotation, biological process: tetrahydrofolate interconversion. Gene Ontology annotation, molecular function: methylenetetrahydrofolate dehydrogenase (NADP+) activity; methenyltetrahydrofolate cyclohydrolase activity. Bases 46 to 1059 code for a protein of 337 amino acids. The transcript has 5 exons. Gene Ontology annotation, cellular component: cytosol.